UUCUCCAUUUCUCCUCUUCCUUCUUCUUUCUCUCUCUACAUUCUUGUUUCUCUCUCUAAAAAGAAAGCUUUCUCUCUCUAACUCUUCCAACAACACUCACUCACAUUCCUCCUUUUAUAUCACGAGAUCCCCAUCACUUUCUCUCUCUAAACCUUCAUGUCUUCUUCAACAAACCCAUUUUUCACUCCUCACUCUACUUUCAUUCAAACACAUUGCUAACACUCACACAACACUGUGUUUUAGAGAGAGAAAGUUAGUUACAGUUUCUUUCUCUCUCUCUCUCCGAUUGAAUCUUUCAACAACCUUUCUUGAAGAAAAUGUCGCGUUCGCCGGGAGAUUCCAAACCCGAUUCUCCCCGGGGUAAACUCACCGAUCGGUUUCGUCAAGCGGUGAGUUUAGUAACGAAACCGAAAAGAGCGAGUAAACCGGAUGUUCGUGAACUCGAUCACGGUUCACCGGUUUCGCCAUUGAGGACGACAAGUGGUGUACCGGCGAUUAGUAGUAGUUCGGGUUCUUCUGGAUCUUUCUCUGGUAAGACCGGGUCUAAACCGGUUUCGAAUUCGAAGAAGUCGAGUUCGGCGCCGAUUCAUAGCAGUAACUCCGGUGAGCUUUCUGGUUCGAGUGAUAACAGUCCAAGAAGUAGAUCCGGAGGGAAUGUGAGAGGUUCGAAACCGAAAGCGGGGGAUUCAAGAUCCAAUUCGGGAUCCGGCGCGACUCCGAAGGCGCAUUCUGGUCAAACUGUGAACUCUCCGCCGAUUAAUGUUCUUCCGGCGGGGAAUAUUUGUCCUUCUGGAAAGGUCGUGAAGACCGGCAUGGCGUACAAGAAUACCAAGAGUGAUGUUCUUGGUUAUGGAACUGGGAACUAUGGUCACGGGAGUAUAAUGCGCGGCGGCACUGCCGGUGGCGCCGGGAGAGUUGAUGCGAGUAGUACGAGGAGCGGCAUUGGGAGUGAUUCGGGGAAAAGAGGGAUGGAAAGUGUGGAUCCGGAACAGCUCAAGUUAGUAGGGAAUGAGCAUUACAAGAACGGUCAAUUUGCGGAGGCUUUGAGUUUUUAUGACCGUGCAGUUGCUGCUUUGCCGAGGAGUGCUUCUUAUCGGAGCAACCGCGCCGCCGCGUUGAUCGGUUUGGGAAGACUUCCUGAAGCUGUGAGGGAAUGUCAGCAGGCUCUCAAUUGUGAUCCUGAUUAUGUUAGGGCUCAUCAUCGUUUGGCUUCUCUAUUCAUCAGGUUAGGACAAGUUGAGAAUGCUAGGAGACACCUUUGUCAUCCUGGAUUGACUCCAAAUCCGACCGAGAUGCUGAAGUUGCAACUGGUGGAUAAGCAUAUUAGUAAGUGUACAGAUGUUAGGAGGGCAGGGGAUUGGAAAAGUGUUCUGAGGGAACUUGAUGCUGCUUCUACUGCUGGAGCUGAUUCUUCUCCUCAGCUCUUUAUGUGUAGAGCAGAAGCCCUUUUGAAACUUCAUCAAAUUGAUGAUGCAGAAUCAGUUUUGUCACAUGCUCCGAAAUCGGAUCCACAAAUUAAUCAUACACCUUUUGAAGCAAUAUUUUUUGGGAUGCUUGCUGAAGCUUAUUCCUACUAUGUCAGAACUCAGAUUGAGAUGGCAUUGGGAAGGUUUGAGAAUGCGGUUACAUCUGUAGAGAAGGCAAAUCAUAUUGAUCCCCAAAAUAUUGAAAUUGCUGUUUUACUUAACAAAGUAAAGAAAGUGGCAAGAGCUCGGACUCGUGGUAAUGAUCUUUUCAAAUCUGAGCGGUUCACUGAAGCUUGCUCGGCAUAUGGAGAUGGUUUGAGAUUGGACCCUUCAAAUUCUGUUCUGUAUUGCAAUAGAGCAGCAUGUUUGUAUAAGAUUGGUGAAUGGCAAAAAUCAAUUGAUGACUCUAACCAAGCUUUAUUUUACCGCCCAAAUUAUACAAAAGCUCUUCUUCGAAGGGCUACAUCAUAUAACAAGCUAGAAAAGUGGGAAGAAGCGGUUAAAGAUUACGAGGUCUUGCGAAAAGAACUUCCAAAUGACAAUGAUGUUGCCGAAGCUCUUUUUCAUGCAACUGUUUCACUAAAAAAGUCUCGUGGAGAAGAAGUUACUAAUUUGAAGUUUGGUGGUGAAGUGGAACGAGUAUCAGGUCUUGAGCAGUUUAGAACUGCAAUAUCUUCAUCAGGUGUUUCUGUUGUCCAUUUUGAAGGUGCAUCCAACUCGAAAUGCAGGCAAUUAUCGCCAUUUUUGGAUACAUUAUGUGCCAAAUAUCCAUCUGUUAACUUCCUCAAGGUGGACAUUUAUGAAAACGCAACAGUUGCAUCUGCUGAGAAUGUUAGAAUUGUACCAACCUUCAAGAUAUACAAAAAUGGAAACCAAGUGAAAGUGAUCGUAAGCCCUAGUCUCGAUGUGUUGGAGCAGUCUGUCAAGCAUUACAGCCUUUAGAAUUCAUCAUGAUUUGUAAUACAUCUCUCUUCGUCAUCUUCAUUUUUCCUUCUCACGGUCCUCAAACCGCCACUUAAACUUUCAAUCCCUACAGUUCUUUCAGUCUUUUGAUCCCAUCAUAAAACAACCACCACCCGAUACCUGUGACAUAGUAAAAAAAAACCAGACAAUAAUCUUGUUAGCAUCAUUGAAUGCAGUUGGAACCUUAGAGAUAAGUAGUCAAGUUCCUAUUAGAGUUUUCAUUUUAUUCAUUCAUUCCUCAUUGCUCUUUGGUUCCAUAUAUGUUCCAAUGUUUCUUCCCAACUCCCUUGAUCAAUUUUCUUGUAUCCCCAGUUUUUUUCUUUAAGGCAAUGUGCUUAGAAAAUGGUAUUGUCUGUACAAUUGAUUUGACUAUGAGUUUUUUAAUUACAUUUUAAGAUAGAAAAAUAUAUAGAAAUAUAGAGAAAAGGGAGGUGAAGGUGUUAUGCUUAGUUAGAGAAGGAUCUGUAUUCCGUACAUGUAUAUAUGUGAUGAUAUAUACACUAGACAAUGGGAGCCUUUGAGGGAAGAGAUAGGUAAAGUGGUGGCUGGGGUACCCUAGCAAAAGGAGGAUGAAAAUGUUUUUGUUUCUUUUUCUUUCUUUCUGUCUUGACCAUUCAAUCAAUAAAAGUUCAGUUCCUAUUUUUUCAAA
Messenger RNA from Vicia villosa (hairy vetch), 3078 nucleotides. Its product is annotated as TPR repeat-containing thioredoxin TTL1. Bases 318 to 2408 code for a protein of 696 amino acids. Gene Ontology annotation, cellular component: cytoplasm. Lineage: Eukaryota; Viridiplantae; Streptophyta; Magnoliopsida; Fabales; Fabaceae. Gene Ontology annotation, molecular function: protein binding. The transcript is spliced from 7 exons. The record is from RefSeq and is a predicted model, not a curated record.